AUGGGUAAAUCAGAAACCAGUUCCAGUACGGGGAAACGGCCUCGGCCUGACAAUACGCCUGAUCCCGCGGAUGAAAAGCUUUUGGCCAACAACAGAUUCGCUGUCCUGGAAAACGCCAAGGAUCCCGAAGUAGUGGAGAAGGAGAAAAUUCCACCUUUCUAUGUGAAAAGCUUCCCGGAAGGCCUACGUGAAGCAAUAGUGUUUUAUAUCGACAAAGGAUCGAAAUGCACUAUCCGAAUAUGCACUGAGGGAUACAAACUGAUGGUUCCGUCGUUGAAUGUUUACAAGGCGGUGCAAGUGAUAUUGCAAAAACACGAGGUGGAAUAUUUCUCCCAUGAUAUCGAAGCAGAAAAUCUCCUCAAGGUUGUUCUCCGCGGCCUUCCUGACAUGGAAGUUGACACCCUGUUGGAGGAACUAAAGGCAAACGGCCUCAAACCAAUCCAGAUAUAUAAGAUGACGCGUCACAACAAAACUCGGAAGUACCGUGAUCUGUUAUAUCUGGUACCCCUGGAGAAAAAUUCAACGUGCCUGACGGACCUGCAGUCCAUACGAGCACUUAUUCACAUCAUCGUGGCCUGGGAGCGCUACAAACCAGUGCAUCGUGACGACACCCAAUGCUCGAACUGCCUGAUGUUUGGACACGGGACGAAAAGUUGCCAUAUGGCCUACCGCUGCAUCAAAUGCCGCACGCACCCGACGCCUGCCAACUAA
This is a messenger RNA of Wyeomyia smithii (pitcher-plant mosquito), 711 nucleotides long. RefSeq lists its product as uncharacterized. Bases 1 to 711 code for a protein of 236 amino acids. Lineage: Eukaryota; Metazoa; Arthropoda; Insecta; Diptera; Culicidae. The transcript has a single exon. The record is from RefSeq and is a predicted model, not a curated record.